UUGUUAGUUGUGAUUUAUCUCUCCUCUCUUUAUUAAUUUCCUCUAUAAAACUCACCCACCAUUCCAUAUCCUCCCACUCCAGUUCUAAACCCUUCAAGCUUGUUCCAACAAUGGCUUCCUUACAAUCUUCAUUUCUCCUCCCUUCUUCCUCUUGUUCUUCAAGAAGAACAAUUGCCCCUGCUGCCAUUCACGACCCCAAGCUUCCCAAUCUCCGUAUCUCAGUUCCCACUCUCCCAAACACUUCCACUGCCUCCCUUAACGUCAUUGAACAACUUUGUUUAAACCAACCCAUUAAUGCCCAAUCCCCCUUCAUAUCACACCUCCACCACAUCUUAGACGCCGUAGCAGACAGGGUAGAGAUGCACAACGAUCUCCACUUACAGCGAGAUAACUGGAAUUCCCUUCUCCUCAAUUCCAUCAACAUGAUCACUCUCACCGCCUCCGCUAUGGCCGCCGCCGCACCCGCUGUUGGAGCCCUUGGAGCUCCUCUUUUGGGUUUGAAACUGUCCUCGGCUCUGCUCUUCUCUGCCGCAACAGGGAUGUUGGUUGUGCUGAACAAAAUCCAACCCUCACAGCUGGCUGAGGAGCAGCGAAGUGCAGCUAGAUUGUUCAAGCAGCUCCAAGCCCAAAUCCAGACCUUGAUUACGGUUGGAGCUCCCACUCAAAGGGACGUCGAUUCCGCCAUGGAAAAGGUGUUGGCGCUUGAUAAAGCAUACCCACUUCCUUUACUUGGUGCAAUGCUUGAAAAAUUCCCCAAAACGCUCGAGCCGGCUUCAUGGUGGCCCAAUUCUUCUCAUUCUUACGAAUCCAAGACAGAGAACGAAAACGCCCAAUUUGAUGGAAACCAACGUCAAGGAUCCAAUGGAUGGAGCGAUGAACUUGAGGCGGAAAUGAGAGAGAUUGUUGAAGUCAUAAAGACAAAAGACGCUCAAGACUACGCCAGACUUGGGAAUUUAGUAUUGAAGGUUCAUAAGAGUUUGGCAAUCUCAGGCCCUCUUCUCACCGGCAUUGCGGCUUUGGGCUCUGCUUUUGUGGGUGAUUGGUCACCCGGGGGGAUGGUGGUGGCGGCGGCGGCCGGUUCUUUGGCGGCCGCCGUGAAUGCGUUAGAGCACGGUGGGCAAAUUGGGAUGGUGUUUGAGAUGUACAGAAGCGUGGCGGGGUUGAUUUGGCUGAUGGAAGAAUCCGUUAGAGGGACGCUGGAGGAGACGGAUUGGGAGAAGAGGGAAAACGGGGAAGUGUUUGAAAGGAAGGUGGCUUUGAAAUUGGGAAGAAGCUUAGCUCAGCUCAGACAAUUGGCUUCCAAAUCCACCGCCGCUAGAACAGAAGGGAUUUGCGUGGAUGAAUUCGCCAGCAAGCUCUUUUGAUUUUUUUUUUUUUUUUUUAAAUUUUAUUAUUAUUAUUCUACAAUUUCUGAUCGGUUGAUUCCUUGAGAUGGGAAACGUACGUUAUGUUCAUCCGAGC
This is a messenger RNA of Cucurbita moschata (crookneck pumpkin), 1461 nucleotides long. RefSeq names its product probable F-box protein At4g22030. The transcript has a single exon. Lineage: Eukaryota; Viridiplantae; Streptophyta; Magnoliopsida; Cucurbitales; Cucurbitaceae. Bases 111 to 1364 code for a protein of 417 amino acids. The record is from RefSeq and is a predicted model, not a curated record.